Colletotrichum destructivum is the source of this 2997-nucleotide messenger RNA. RefSeq lists its product as uncharacterized. The record is from RefSeq and is a predicted model, not a curated record. The coding region runs from base 915 to 2513 and encodes 532 amino acids. NCBI's taxonomy places the organism in Eukaryota, Fungi, Ascomycota, Sordariomycetes, Glomerellales, Glomerellaceae. The transcript has a single exon.
CACUUUUCUCCCCCACCUUCGGAGACGCGACGUUCAAUUUAAACGGCCCCCUACCUGGUAGCCCGCGCUCGCCACACUCCAUUGGAUCCCAAUCUGCCCGCUGGAGACUUUUCUGUCACCAGAGAGAGAUUCGCCCUCGGUUCCUCUACGGAAAAUCAAUCUGGUAGUUCCCACUGACGCAACUGGAACGAGGAUCUGAGCCAGAUACGGCCAAGCGACCAAACACCUACACCACACUGCACUGCUGCUGCCACUUGCACCCUCACCUGCUGCUGUGGCCACGCCCAACAUAAACCCCUGACGCCCAAAAGUCGCGUCGUGUCAGAGCUCCCGGGGACAGGCAUAGGCACACACACACACCCGACUUACCAUUCUUUCUCCUGAACCCACGGCAACGGCCUUUCCUUUCGCCUUACCGUUACCGAAUUAGCCUUUUGCCUUGCGUGUGUUUACCGGCCAGGGUAGGUCGUAGUCCAGAAGUAAACUUCUCUAUUCCGCUUCGUCCAACCUGACCUGGCAAUCAACACUUCUUGGACUUUCGCCAUUACCAAGUAGUUCGUCGUGCGUCCCUCGAACCACCAGCACACGUUCUUUCGUCCAAAUCCCAUUGCCUGUCCUGUCGACUUCUGGACGCUGCUGUGCACCCAGUCUUGCUUGGCGCCUUUACACGCAAUCCCUUCUGCUCUGUACAUACCUUUCUGCGACAUCGGGUUGUCCCGGCCCCCUCACGUUGCUUAGCGUAGAGCUUCAGUUCGCCGUCGACACUCGGCUGAGACGAAACAUCAUCAUACCCCUUUCGGUCGUUACAGUAGCGUUUGACAGCUCUAUUCGCAACACAGGGCCGACCGAAUUUCUAUACUCUUCGCUGAUCUUGAGCUUACCUGAUCACUCGAUCCUCCUACCAAUCCAAAGCUAUGGCUACUGCUAACGAGGAACCGCCAUCUUUCCGAACCGACUCGCCCCCGCCAGAAAUAUCCCCAACCCCAGCUAUCGGCGCUUGCCCCGAGCUGUCCCGCUGCGUGUCAACGGCUUCCUCUGUUUCCCAUGGGUCUGCCCCCGACGCUGCCUCCCGCGAGUCUCUGGGAAGCGUCCGAAGCAGCACAUACUCUCGACAGUCCUCCGGAACUUACAGCCGUCGCUCGGACGUCAGUUUGGCGUCUUCCCAACAGUCGUCAUGCAGCGGCAGCAGGCAGGGCGGCGGCCGCUCUUCCAGCCGACGCCGGGGCUUUGUCCGCCCGCAGGGCACCGACUUUGCUGCCAGCGCCCGGCACAGGGAGAGCGUUCUGAGCCUGGGGAGCAUAGCCCAUCUGCAGUACUACUUCGCGCGCACUGGUCUCCUCGACGGCAAAGGCGCCCAGCUGGCGAGGAAGAACAAAGCCAAGGGAGGUCUGGACCUUUCGUCCGUCAGUAGCUCGAGCUCUUCAUCCCCAAGGAUCGUCGACUCGGAGGGGAGCAGCCCGGAACUGGGUUCUCAUCCCUUCGACGCCGGGCCGAUUGCGGAGUCGCCCACGGAGGAACACGACUACUACUCAGACGAUUUCGACGAGCCCGACCCGGAUGUUCUGCCGCCCACCGCCAGCACCUACAUCCACAGGAACAAGCCGGUCCCCAAGCCCCCGACGAUUCAGGAGCUGAAGGCGGACCUGACAGGCACGCUCGAGAAAGCGGCCGCGGCAACGAGGCACACCAGAGCCAACAGGGAGCCACUGCCCGAGAUCCCUCCAAGAAAGCAGGACAAACAGAGCACGCCUAAGAAGGGCCAGGGCCAGGGCUGGCAUGAGGUUCAGGGUAUGCACAUUCUCGAUGUCAUGACGCUUGCUAUUCGUGCCGCGAGGAAUUACUACACGGCCCAUGAGGUUCCGGAGCGGCUGGACGCUAUCAAGUCCGAGAAGGAGAUCCGCGCAGAGUUGCUUUCUGUUAUGGAAACCUUGAAGCAGAUGGCGACCCGCAACUGGGCUGGCGGAAUGAAGGACGAGGAGCUGCGCAUUCUUGAGUCUUGGAUUCAGGGGCUCUUCGACAUGCUCAAGAAGGAGGAGGAGCUGAUGAAGGCCGAGGAGGCGCAGCGCAGUACCUGGACCUGGCUUUCGGGCGACUGGACCGGCAAGGAAGUGGAGAGGGAAUUGGCCUUCAUGGCAUCGCUCGAUCCGUCCGCCGGCCCUCUGCCGGAAUACACCUCCGUGGUCGACGCGACUGAGCCCCCUACCCCUUUCCUCCAGGCUCUACAAAACGGCAUCCGACUAGUCGAGUUGCACAACGCGGCGGUCAAGAGGUCAAAGCGGCGGUUCGGCCUGAUCACUACGUUCCAUACCGACACGGAAAAGCCGUACCGAUGUGCCGACAACAUCCGUUAUUGGGCCAAGGCAGCAGAGCUGCGCUGGGAAGUCCUUCUGAAGGUGGAUGCUCUCGGCAUCGUCUACAACAACUCUCCCGACGUCUGGGUCAACUUCGAGAAGGCCAUCUUGGCCUGGAGCUGCAAGGUCCGUGAAGAGAUCACCUCCGAACUCUUGGGCUGAGUUAUGAGUCACCACCUCCGGCUUGUCGUCGUUACGAUUAAUGCACCCACUCAAUACCCGUCCGUCUUUUAUGGAGUUUUUACAGUGGGAUUUGGAAUUUCAUUUGUUGCAAUUAUUUGCCCCUGGGAGAACUACAAUUUCCGCAAUGCCCAUGCAUAUACACCUACACCUUUGCGCAUCUUGUCGCAUCAGUAUCUAGUUUCUAAGACAGGAUAGAUCCGAGUAUGAGAUCUUGGCCCCUCAUUGUCAAACCCAAGAUAGAGUCUUCAGGCGUCAAGACUGUCAUUGUUGUUUCUACCAUUCAUAGUACAUACUUGGAGGUCAUCCCUCCUAAUCGAUAUUGGCGUACGAAGAGCCCAUUCUGGUUUUUGACACUCACUCAAACAGCGCGCUACUUUCUUUUCUGCGAUUUCCUAGAAAGCCGAGGAUGGCAUUGCAUAGCGUGUUUCUCGUUGUGUGCAAUUUGUCUGAAGGUGCGUUGAUC